This is a messenger RNA of Closterium sp. NIES-65, 4659 nucleotides long. The record is from the annotation of a GenBank genome assembly. Lineage: Eukaryota; Viridiplantae; Streptophyta; Zygnematophyceae; Desmidiales; Closteriaceae.
AUGGAUUACUCUAGUCACAAUACCGGCUACGAGGGUAACGAUGACGACGAGCAUGUGGACGAAGAGGAGGAGGAGGAGGAAUACGACGAGGAGGAGGACGAGGAGAGGGGUGUGCCGAACAUGCUGGCGUUUAUGCUAGGGAACGUGAACGACGAGGGUUCGCUGGAGGAGGAGUACAUGGAUGAGGAGGCGAGGGAUCACUUAGCUGGAUUGGCGGACCAGCUCGGUCCAGCCUUGGCUGACAUGGAGUUUGAGGCGCGGUCAGGGGCCGGGCAAGCUGGUGAUGAUGAUGAUGACUACGACCGGAAAGCAGACGAUGCAGAGGACUAUGAGGAUAUAGACGAGGCGUUUGAGGAGGACGAUGCUGGCGCUGGUAGCAGCGGUGCUGGUGCUGGUGCUGCUGCUGCUCCUGCUGCUGCUGGUGGCGAUGCUGGUGGAAGUGGGUUCGAUUAUGCUGCUGGGCUGGAAGCAGUUGGUGCGGGUGAUGCAGGGGAGGAAGAGGAUUAUGACCUGGAGGAGGAGAUGGAGGGGGAGGAGGAGAGGGAGGAGGAAGCGGAGGAGGCAGCGGGACAGGGCGCAGGGAAAGGGGGGUUUGAGGAUGGGAACAUGGGUGCAGUUGGAGGGGGAGAGGCUGCAAUCGAGGGGAGUGCGGAGCAGGAGGAGGAAGAGGAAGAGGUGGACGAGGGAGAAGGAGAAGAGGAAGAAGAGGAGGACGGGGAGGAGGAAGAGGAAGUGGAGGAGGAGGAGGGGAUGGAGGAGGAUGAGGAGGAAAAACGGGAGGAGGUGACAGGGUUGGAGCUGGAGUUUGGGGAUAUGGGGAAUGUGGAGAUUGGGGCAGAAGAGGGAAUAGAAGGGCAAGAGGAGGAAGAGGAGGCAGAGGAUGAGGAGGAUGAGGAAGAGGGUGAGGGUGAGGGUGAAGGGGAUCAAGAGAAGGAGGCGGAGGAAGAGGAGGAGGCAGGCAUUGAUCCUGGAUUCGGAGAGGAAGGAUUUGGAGGGAUGGAACAAGACGAGCAGCAGCAGCAGGAAGAAGUGAGGCAAGGAGAGGAGGAAGAAGAGGAGGACGAUGAGGAUGAGGAACUUGAUGGGCUUCUGGACGAGUUGGAGGAGGCUGGGCAGGCAGAUAGAGCAGAGGAGGAACGGGUGGGAGAGGAGGGAGGAGACGGAGGAGGUGAAGAGGAGGAGGACGGAGAAGGGGGUGCAGAAGGGCAGGGGGAAGGAGAAGAGGAAGGAAGCGAGGAGGAGGAGGAUUCUGAUGAAGAUGGGGGAGAGGGUGAAGAAGAGGAGGGUGGUGAGGAAGCAGGGGAGGAUGGUAGGGAGGGGAUGGAGGAGGGAGGUGGAGGGGAGGACGAAGCUGCAUUUGCGUCUCAAGGCUAUGAGGCUGAAGAUUCUGCAUUGCCGACCACCCCUGGCGAAUUGGGAUUCACAGAGGACGAAGAAGAGGACGAGGAUGAGGAGGAGGAGGAGGAGGAGGAGGAGGAAGCGGAGGGUGCAGUAGAGGGGGUUGAGGAUGAGGGGGAGGAGGAUGAGGAGGAGGAGGGGGACGAGGAAGGGGAGGAGGAGGAAGACGAGGAAGAGGAAGAGGAAGGAGCGGAAGGAGAGGACGAUGGAAAGAUGGAGGAGGAGGAAGGGGAUGGGCUAGAUGAGGGGUUGGAUGAAGAGGAGGAAGGAGAGGCGGGCACACAGGGCUCACUGGAUGAAGGGUUGGAUGAUCAUGAGGAAGCUGAGGAGGAUGAGGAGGAGGAGAAAGGGGAUGAGGAGGAGGAGCACGAAGAGGAGGAAGAAGAGGAGGGGGGUGAAGAGGAGGAGGAGGAGGAAGAGGAAGGCAAAGAAGGUGAAGAUGGAGAUAAUGAGGUAGGGGGAGAUAGAGGGGAGGACGAUGGAGGUAUUGGUCAAGAGGAAGAGGAGGAUGAGGACGAGGAUACAGAGGAGGGAGGGGAAGAGGCAGAGGAGGGAGGAGAAGAAGAGGAGGCAGAGGAGGAGGGAGGGGAGGAAGAGGAAGCAGAGGAAGAGGGAGUGGCGGAAGAGGAGGCAGAGGAGGAGGAGGGAGGGGAGGAAGUGGACGGAGAAGUUGAGGGAGAGGGUGUGGGAGAAGAGUAUGGGAAGGAGGGAGAUGAGGAGGAGGAGGACAAUGAAGGAGCAGAGGAGCAGGAGGACGAUUUGGAGGCGGACUUAGAAGCAGCGUUGGAGGAGGCAAUGGAUGAGGGUGAACGGGAGGGGGAUAGGGGGAUGGAUGAGGGGGAGGGGGGUUUGGAUGAUGGGGAGGAGGGAGGAGAAGGGGAGGAAGGGGCAGGAGAGGAGGACGAGGAGGAUGAGGAGGAGAAAGAGAGUGCUGAAGGUGGUGCUGCUGCAGAUGAGGAGGCAGGUGGUGUUGUGGCAGGCAGCGGAGAGGGAAUGGUAGGAGGACAGUGGGCAGCUGGUGACAUGGUUGCAGGGAGUGAGGAAGGAGGACAGGGAGAAGAAGAGCAGGGAGUGAGGGGCGAGGCAGAGAGUGGAGGUGCUGCUGUCAAGGGUGCGGAGGAGGCAGAUGGGGGGGUUGGGGGGGAGAGGGAGGAUGAGGAGAUGAGAGAACAGGAGGAUGCUGAUGGUGAAGGGGAAGGUGUGGAAGGGGGAGAAGAGGGCGGUGGGCAGCAGGGCAUGGGUGCUGGUGACGGUGAGACGGAUGCAAUGGAUUGGGCUGGGGAAGGAGAGGGGGAAGGGUCAGGGGAGGAGGAGGGGCUGGAUGGAGGGAGGGGAGACGACGAGGGAGAGGAGGGAGAGGCGGAGGGAAAGGAGGAGGAGGGGAAGCGGAGGAGUGAGCUGCCGGUGCUGUUCAAGGAAGGGGGCAAGGAUGUGUUGCGCUUCUCAGACAUCUUUGGCAUCAAGGGCUCCUUCUGGUCGCUCGUCGUGCAGCGAGGGUCCCGCCCCAAGCGCCACCGCGUGCUGCCUCGUGCGCCUACUGUGUGUGAUCCAGGGCAAGAGGACGAUGAGGUGCUUCUUCGAUCUGCACCGUCACCGAAACGAACAGCUGAGAUGAUGCGAGAGCGAGCUAUUGCUCUUGAGAAAGAGCUACAAUAUCAAGAAAUGUUGGAGAGGGAGGAGGAAGAGGAGGAGGAAGAAGAAGACGAGGAAGAUGAGGAAGAAACAGACGAAGAGGAAGAGGAUGAGGUAGAAGAAGAGGUAGAAUCAGAAGAAGAAGAAGAGGAAGAGGAAGAAGAAGAGGGAGAAGCUGCGGAGGAUGAGGGGGAAAAGGAUGAAAUAGAAUUCAGGGAACAAGAGGCGAUUGGUGCUCAGAUGAAAGAAGAGCGGAAACCAGCAGCAAGGGAGGAGGAGAAGGAGGAGCGGUUGGAGGAAGAGGAGAAUCAGGCCGUAUCUGAAAGAGCUAGGAUAGAGGAGGGUCGAGAAUGGAACAAGGAGGGAAUGGAUGAAAUGGAGAGGGAAAUUAUGAAAGAGGGAAGGGAGGGUGAGGGCGAGGGUGAGGGGCCAGCGGAAGAGGAGAGGGCAAGGAUUGAGGAAAAGAGGAGUGCUGGAGAGGAGGAUGAAAGGGACGGUCAGGAGCAGGGGCAAGCUGAAAGUGACGAGGGAGAGAAAGAUGGGAGUGCGGACGAGGGGAAUGAGAAAAAUGAAGAUGUGGAGAAGGGAGAGAAAGGUGGGAAUGUGGAGAAGGGAGGGUUCAAUGAGAAGGAUCAACGGCCGAAGGAGGAAGGCUUGAGAGGUGAUGCUGAGGUGGCAAUGGAAGGGGACAGGGCAAGGGUUGAGGAAAAGGGGAAUAAUGGAGAGGAGGAUAAUUGGGAGAAGAAAAGGGUUGAGGAGAAGAGGGAUAGGGAAGAGGAGCCUCGGACCACUCUUGAGACGCCUUCAAGCACUUUGGAGGGCGAGCCUAGAGGGCUAGAGGGCGGCGGCUCAGAGAAAGAAACUAGGUAUGAGGGAGCGAGUGAGGGAAAGAGUGAGGGAGGGAGUGAGGGGACGAGUGCGGGUAUGGUGGAUGUGACGAAGGAUGAGCGGGUCAAGGUUGAGGAGGAGAGAGGAGGUGGGAGGGAGGAAGAGGAGGCGAAAAUAGGAGAAGGAGAUGGGGCAGGAGGGGCCAGUGCUGAAGGGGCAAGUGCUUCAGGGGCGAAUACAGCAGUGGAAAAUGGAGAAAAAUCAGGAGGGGAGGCAGGAGGUGGAGUGAAGCAGGUGGUUGGAGAGGGUAUGGAGACGCAGGAGAUGGAAGUGGAGCGAGCAGAGGUGGGGCAGGGUGACUUGGGGGAGGUGGGGACUGGGCAGGGUGACAGAGGGGAGGUGGGAAGUGGGCAGAGUAACACAGGGGCAGGGGCAGCGGUGGGGCCUGGAGAGCAGGACAUGGGGGUUGGAGAGGGCACGGAGAAAGGGGUUGAAACCAGCAAGAUGGAGGUUGAGAAGUCAAAUGUUGAGACUUCUCAAAGCCCUAUAAGGGCUGGAAAGGACAAGGAGAGAGGGGCUGACACUGGCAACAUGGAGGUUGAGAAAUCAGGGGAGGAUGUUGAAGGGGCUGGAAGGCGUAUUGGUGGGGGCGAUGGGGGAGAGACUGCACGCAUGGACGUGGACCAAUCUGAAGGGGUAGGGGUGGAGCAGAGGGAAGGUGAGGGGCUAGGGGCGGAGUGCCAGGGAUUGCGUGGUGCUGCUAGAGGAAGCUGUUUUGGGGGCGUGUCAACAGGGGCCUGA